This is a messenger RNA of Histoplasma mississippiense, 987 nucleotides long. RefSeq lists its product as hypothetical. Lineage: Eukaryota; Fungi; Ascomycota; Eurotiomycetes; Onygenales; Ajellomycetaceae. Gene Ontology annotation, molecular function: protein binding. The transcript is spliced from 2 exons. Gene Ontology annotation, biological process: maturation of SSU-rRNA from tricistronic rRNA transcript (SSU-rRNA, 5.8S rRNA, LSU-rRNA). The coding region runs from base 1 to 987 and encodes 328 amino acids. The record is from RefSeq and is a predicted model, not a curated record. Gene Ontology annotation, cellular component: nucleolus; small-subunit processome.
AUGAAAAUCAAAUCUCUUUCCAGAUCUGCUGCAACAUUGCAGGAGCCAGGUUCGAAUACCUCCAAGCUCCCUCGAAACCUUGAUCCCGCACAACAUCCUUUUGAGAGGGCGCGGGAAUAUACAAGGGCCCUCAAUGCCACAAAGCUUGAGCGCAUGUUUGCUGCACCUUUCGUGGCUCAGCUAGGCAAUGGCCAUGUCGAUGGCGUAUAUUGUUUAGCAAAGGAUCCAGUGUCGCUAGAACGGUUGGCCAGCGGAAGCGGUGAUGGAGUUGUCAAGGUCUGGGACCUGGCUACACGGGAUGAAAUAUGGCAUGCUCCAGCACACGAAAAUAUCGUCAAGGGCAUGUGCUGGACGUCAGAUAGGAAACUGCUCUCAUGCGCAGCUGACAAAACAAUAAAACUAUUCGACCCGUACGGCUCAGCGUCUGAGACCCCCCCGCUCGCAACGUAUUUUGGACAUUCGGCAUUCACCGGUGUUUCUCAUCAUGAAAGCCACCCCUCAUUUGCCGCAUCUUCGUCCGUAAUAUCCGUGUACGAUUUAUCUCGACCGUCCUCCACUCCCUCUCAGACCCUCCACUGGCCUACGAGCACCGACACGAUCACCUCCCUCGCUUUCAACCGGACAGAAACAUCCAUUCUCGGCUCCACAGCCACUGACCGGUCGAUCGUAUUGUAUGAUCUCCGCACGUCAUCCCCAGUCACGAAAGUGAUCCUCACGCUUGCAUCAAAUGCCAUAUCCUGGAACCCGAUGGAAGCGUUCAAUUUUGCCGUUGCAAAUGAAGACCAUAACAUAUAUAUAUUUGAUAUGAGAAAAUUGGACCGCGCACUGAACGUGCUGAAAGACCACGUUGCGGCUGUCAUGGAUGUCGAGUUUAGCCCGACGGGAGAAGGAUUAGUUAGUGCUUCAUACGACCGCACUGUACGAUUAUGGGACCCGAGUAAGGGGCAUUCGAGGGAUAUAUACCAUACGAAACGGAUGCAAAGGUGA